AAAAGAUUUGACCGAAGAUACAUGUGCAUGAAAACUUUAUAAUUCUUAUUUUAUUUUUUCCACGACCCAAUGCUAUUGACCAAGUUAUUACAUAUAGCGUUAGACCUGGUCUACUUAUAAGCAUUUUCAGACAAAUCCCAUAUGAUCUUCAAAGUCUUCUCCUUUAUAAAGCCAGAUCCCUGCAAGAACUCCUCCAUAACCAAAACCUUCAAUCUCCAAUCACAAACCCACAGAAAAAAAAAAGAAUUUGAAAGAAAAAGGAAGAAACUUUAUUAUCGUCGAUCACAGAUCAAUCGACAUGGUAAGGCACUGUUCAUCGCCGAGAGAAUCGAGGAGGAACAAGAACCCGUAUUCGUCUCGAGGGCUCGGCGAGUUCUCUGCUCUCUUGUCGGAACUCGAGGAGAAAAGACAGAAGAUUUACGGGAAACUCGAUUCGGAAGACGCUCCUCUCGUGAGGUUUGUGUACAAGAGUUCGGGCGAAUGCGUUCCCGUGAUCAUCAAGUCAUCGGACGUGGAGAAAACCUCGAAAAAGACGGUUCGAGAUGCCAAUAUCAAGGCCUCGGUUCAAGAAUCCGAGUCCGAGAGCGAGUCGAGAGGGAGUUCAGACGGAGAAACCAAGCGAAAAGGGCCGGACCCGGAUGAGAAAACGGAUCGAAAACCGUGCGGAUUGGACGUUAAUCUCCGAAGGAUGAGGCGAUCGAGCCGGUUUUUGCCCGUGACGGUGAUAUUGGUUCUUGUUUUCUUGGCGUUUUUUGGACGUUCGAUGGCGAUAACGUGCACUUGUAUCGCUUGGUACUUGGCUCCUACGAUCAGUGAUCAUGGUCGAGACAAGAUACCUGCGAUGAGGAAGAAAGGUUUAGUGAGGAGACUGAGUAACGAAAGGAGAGUAUCGUUCAAUCCAAGAACUCAGAGCAAUACUUUGAAGAAGGACAAGUUUCCAUGUUUGGCCGCUAGGGUUCUAAGUAAUUAUGGAGACAGAUGAAUUCGAAGGAAUAAUCUGAAUCUUGCUUCUGUUUUUUUUUCCUGUGCUCUAACUGUACAUAGAAAUAUGACAAUAUUGGUA
Messenger RNA from Tarenaya hassleriana, 1063 nucleotides. RefSeq lists its product as uncharacterized. The transcript has a single exon. NCBI's taxonomy places the organism in Eukaryota, Viridiplantae, Streptophyta, Magnoliopsida, Brassicales, Cleomaceae. Bases 299 to 982 code for a protein of 227 amino acids. The record is from RefSeq and is a predicted model, not a curated record.